Molecule: messenger RNA, 3252 nt
Organism: Vespa mandarinia (Asian giant hornet)
Lineage: Eukaryota; Metazoa; Arthropoda; Insecta; Hymenoptera; Vespidae
Gene: ImpE1
Product: Ecdysone-inducible gene E1
Molecular function (GO): protein binding
Source: RefSeq, a predicted model, not a curated record
UGUGUGAGGUUUCUAUGUACGUGUUUAUGUUUAUACGUUUGUAAAUGUAACUAACUAGAUGAAUAUACCUUAAGCUGAAAUACAUACCAGUGAUGAAGGGGAAUCCGAGCGAGAAAAUGUCAAAACUAUGACUUUUCUUCCUUUUCUAUUCUUCCUAAUCGCAUUCCGAGCUAUUCCCACGAUCAGCAAACAAUGCGCGCACGCGAGUAACCCUUUGUAAACGGAAACGGAUGCAAGGAGGAAAAUCGCAAGGACGGGAGCGCUCGACAACGUCUUCGCCGAUAUUGACGGAACUCAAGCUCGGCAAUGAAUGCAACAGGAACAGAGAUUGCGAAAGUUUCAUCGCCAACAGUCAUUGCUACUAUGGUUACUGUCGGUGUCAACCCUUUUUCGCCGAACACAAUGGAACACGUUGCCUCGAGUCUACUCUAUUAGGUAACGAUUGUAUCGUAAAGGAACAGUGCUCGUUGAAGGUAGCAUACAGUAGCUGUCUAGAAGGAGCAUGCAGAUGCGUCGAAGGUUAUUUGCAAUUUCGAAGACACACCUGUUUAGGACCUGCAAAAUUGGGAGAGGUGUGUUACGAACACGCUCAUUGCCGAUUAUGGGAUCCAAAUACUCACUGUGACUUUCUUAUUCCUGAUCUAUUUGGACGCUGUCAAUGUACAGCUCCUAUGCGUCGUGAUGGUGACGUCUGCAGUCCCGACAGUCUUGUAAGGCCUUCUUUACCCUUGGAUCAAGAAAUUAAUUCACAGACGAUAACCGAACAGAUCAUGGAAACCAACGAAGAGAAUACAGAUAUUUUAAUGGCAACUUUCAAACCAGAGAACAUUGAAGAUCAGGAUAGUACCGGAGUUCAGAUAUCUUGGUUGAAGAAUGCAACGAUGCUUUUAUCGACGACAACGAACAGUCAACUAAUACCUGUUAAUUUAGUAACCAGACCUAGUUUUGUAAUUGGUAGACCACAUCGACCAAGCUCUACCGAGAUUGCCGAUGACGAUGAUGCAAUUGUCAUCGAAGCUGAGCCUACGGAACUAGCUCAGACCACGAUAGUUUCAAUGACUCCAGGUAAUUAUUUAUAUAUUUCAUUAUUUCUUUCCUUCACUUGUACAUUCGUUCGCGUGUCUCUGUUUUCAGCUCCGAUCAAAACGGAUCGCCACGAACCGACGACGAUGACAGCCGUCAGUUUAGGUCUCCCAUGUAUCUCUAAUUUAGAAUGUCGAAUGGCGGAUCCAUUCUCGAGAUGUAUCGACGGAAUAUGUGAUUGUAAUUUCCCUUCAAAUUCAACUUGCAAUGCAAAGAAAGGUGGUUGCACUCCAGGUACCUUCCAAUGUAGAAGUUCAGGUAACUGCAUCAGUUGGUUCUUCGUUUGCGAUGGUCGUGCAGAUUGCAUUGACGGCUCUGACGAGGAGUGUUCCAAGGGUAGUUGUCCUGCUCAAGCUUUUAAAUGCGUAAAAAGUGGCAUUUGCGUGUCCCGAGCAGGUCUUUGUGAUGGAAACAGAGAUUGUCCGGACAACGAGGAUGAAAAGGAUUGCAACAAUCGACGAAAAUGUCCCGAGGGAGCAUUCAGAUGUAACAAUGGCCAAUGUUUACCGGCGUAUGAGUUCUGCAAUGCAGUAGUAUCUUGUCGGGAUGGUAGCGACGAACCUAGAGGAGCCUGUCGAACACGAUAUCGUGGUAGAAUAGCGCCUAGGACGUGUCCUUUCAAAUGCGAUAAUGGCAGAUGUCGUUCAGAUGCGAUUGCCUGUAGUGGACGUGACGGAUGUGGUGAUGGUUCCGAUGAACAACAUUGCUCCGUCUGUAAAUGUACCGAUACAGUCUGAUUUAAUGCAGUUUCCAUGCAUGUCAUCAUCGUCGUUGUCAUUGCCGGAAAUCCGUGGACAAAAAGAAGAACUGAGAAGUUAAAUGGAAAUAAUGUAAAUCAUCAAACGUAUGUACCUAUCUUCGAGUACGAGGAAGAUCCAGGAACUCUGUUGAAUACAUGUUAAGGGAGGAAGUAUAACCAAAGAUCCUUUAAGCCAGCUUGAGUUUCACGAAUCCAUUGUGAAUCUUUAACUGUUGGAAAUUGAAUUCGUCGCUUGUUGAAUCUCAACAGGAUUUGUGUAUUUAUUAUUUUAGUCGAAGUAUGAAAUAAUAUCAGAAUAUGUAUUUUAUAUAAGGAAAUUUUAUAUAUACAUAUAUUAUGACGAAUCAGAAGACGUUUUGGAAAAAAAUCCACAUGAUUGAGACGCGAUCGUGUCAAGAGCUUUUUUACAAUUCUCAAAUAUUGUAAUAAUUUUUGGACAGGAAAUUGACGCAAGCCCUAACAAUGAUCUAUAUAAAUUCAUUUCUCAAUUUAACAAUUAACUAUAAUUCGCCAGCAAGUAGCUGGAGUCUUAUGUACAGUAUCUAUCACGCUUUUAUUAUGCUUCUUGAUUCGUCUCGUUGAACGGAUUAUAAAUAUAACAUUUUUAUAUUUCAUCGAUUUAACGAUGUUACAUCGUUAAAUAGAAAUUAACCGAAACGACGAAGAACGUAAUGACUGCUUUGAAAAUAAUUUUACUACGGUUUCUCAAAAAUGAGAUCACUUAUAUGUAUUUAUGUAAAACUUCACGGCCGAGUGUGUUUACUUUACAAGGUUAAUGUCUAUAUGAAUGAUGAAUAGAAAUAGAAGCACGAGCAUUCAUUAAGAUAUAUAUAUAUAUAUAUAUAUAUAUAUAUAUAUAUAUAUAUAUAUAUAUAUAUCAUAAGUUACAAUAGAACGGAAAUGACAAGGAAAAAAAAAAGAAAAAAAGCUAACAUAACAUAAAAACCAAAAAUAGAUAACGAGCUCACAUCAAGCAGUCAAUAAUAAAUAUAAUACAAAUAUUUUUCGUACUUCCGAGUAUAGUUAUCUGCCAAUUUACUGGAUUAUUUAGUUUUAAAUACAUAACAACCUUCGAGAAUCCAUUAUAUAUAUAGAGAAAUAACAUCUAAGUUUAAUUUUAUUAAUUAGCGCUCAUUAGCGUUGUAGUGGUUAGUAGUGGUUAGUAGUUAGUUAGAAAUAAAAUUAGGAAAUGGUUAUUUCCUGAGGAAGAGAUACAAUGAAUUAAAAAAAAGAAAGGAAAAAUAAAAGAACAAAGUGCACUUCUGUACGCUAUUGCGUCUGUUACUCGUCAAUAUUUGCAUAAUAUCUUUGUCCUAUUAGUCCACAAUAUCUUGUCCGUUGACAAUUGAUUUAUUACGCAUGAAAAAAAUAUCUUGAAAUUAGCAUUCAAAUAAACUUAAUUUAAUCGA